Molecule: messenger RNA, 3329 nt
Organism: Xenopus laevis (African clawed frog)
Lineage: Eukaryota; Metazoa; Chordata; Amphibia; Anura; Pipidae
Exons: 3
Coding region: 648-1940 (430 amino acids)
Source: RefSeq, a predicted model, not a curated record
CAUAACAUCGAAAUAUCCCUUCAUUGUAGAGGAAGCAGAAGUCUGGGAAGGUUCCAUAUGGCCCAAGCUAACUGUAACGAUCUUGUUGUACGAACCUUGCACAGUGAGGGGUACACUCGGUUGCACAGGUUGUCCGGGCUUUCUGCUGUGGAAAACCAACAAGGAUGUGCGUGGCUAGGGACAAGUUCGUAAGCGGUACCGGCAAGGAUUUCGAAGAGUUGUAGUCAAAAACAGGUGAAGAUUUCAAGGCAGGCGGCAGGGAUUCGUAAUCAAAAGUCAGGCAGGAGUCAAAACCAGAUAAUCAAUAUAAAUAUACACUUGAGUAGGAACAGUGAACUGAAGCCUAGUUUGGGCACUUAAAAAAUGUGAAUCAGGCUUUUAUGGGAAAGUUUGGUGCCAAAGUUUGAAUUUGGCGCUGCUUGAUGAUGUCAUGACUCCAGCGUCAUAGCGCCCAGCGUCAAGUGCCAGCAUCGGGAGCCAGUGAAAAUGAAGUCAAGCCGGAAGUGCACGCCUGCACACUCAAAGAGAGGCACACCGGGAGGUAAGUGAAUGAUUAAUUCUCCCAGCUCAUUGUGUCCAGGUUUAGUCCCACUUCGUCUCUUCCGAACAACAGCCAUUGUGCUGACACCCUGCUGGCCCAGAAGGUCAUGGUUCUCGGACCUUCAGGGCAGGGCCCUCCUUCCAGGUCCCCUGCCGAGCCUACCCUUCCUCCGGGUCACCCUCACUGGCGCCUGUCCCUCAGAGAGGAUCUCCUGACCCAGGGCCAGCACAGACACCUGGACCUCAAGAGACUCCCUUAUGAUGUGGCUGUUGAGAGUGCUAUUUGGUUGCACAAGGGAUUCUCCACUCGAGAAAUGCAAACACACUCACAUCUGACACACUUUUAUAACUUGGUGCAUAGUCAGGUCUAUAAACCAUUGGAAAUGCCAGAUACCCCUGCUGUUGAAAUCCCUCCAAGACUGGCUAGACAGGGGUCUAGGCAGGGUCAAACUGGGGGCCUGGGAACCCACCGGGCUGCUGCCGCAGGGCCCUCCUUCCAGGUUCCCUGCCGAGCCUACCCCCCCUCCGGGUCCCCUGUAAGCUGGGCCUCCUGUCGAGUCCCCUGCCAUGCAUGCACGCACAUUUUUUAUUUGCACAGGAAGAUUCAGCAGGGAGUGGAUCUGGGCUGGUGGGGCUUGCAAGGUUUUUUCCUGGUGCCCUGCCGGCUCAGUCUGACCCUGGGUCUAGGAUUAAGUCCAUCAAGGUACAAAUAUCAGCCCUUUCUAUGCUGCUAUAACAAUUGGCAGGACAUCAGAACAUUUAUACAAGCCACAGCGCAUAUCAGGCCAGCCUUCCAUCAUCUCCUACUGCCUUGGGACCUCAAUUUUGUUUUCUGGGCUAUGCAAGCACUACCAUUUGAACCCUUGGCUACCAUCGACCUGCAGUUGCUAACAUGGAAGUUGGCUUUCCUGUUGGCAAUAUCCUCGGCCAGAAGGGUCUCAGAAAUUGGGUCACUGGGGUACAAAGCCCCAUUUUGCAUUUUCCACAAGGACAAGUUAGUCUUGAGGACCCAGCGAGACUUCCUGCCCAAGGUUACCUCUACCUUCCAUAUAAACCAGGACAUUGUCCUGCCGUCCUUCUGCCCCAAGCCUUCCAAAAACAAGGAACGUCUACUGCAUUACCUAGAUGUGGUGAGAGUCCUGAAAUUCUAUAUCCAUAUGAUUACAGGCUUCAGACAGUCUGACUCGCUCUUCAUACUGUAUGGUUCCAACCUCAGGGGAGUCAAGGCACCCAAGGCCUCCAUUGCAAGGUGGAUAAAGCUCCUCAUAACAAAAUACUACAAGGUCCAUGGUUGCCCGGUUCCCUUUCACGUUACUGUCCAGUUUACUCAGGCACUUAGUACUUCAUGGGCAAGACUCAACAAUGCUUCCGCAGAACAGCUGUGUAAAGCAGCCACAUGAUCGUCACUUCACACCUCCUCAAAGUUCUACCAGUUCCAUGUUUUCACAUCAGCGCACCCUUCUGGCCGUAAGAUGCUACAAGCAGCAAUACACUAGUUCCUCAGCUGACAUGUUAGUGUUACUUCCCUUCUGUUUACCUUCCUUCUGUUCCCUCUAUUCCUUUAUCCUCUGGGACUAACCCUACUGUCCAUGUGCUGCCUAGGGACGACCCAAGAAAAUGGGACUUGUUAUACUCACUUGUAAAUCCCUUUUUCUGAGUCCAGUCACAGCAGCACAGGGAUGCCCACCCUUCCUUCUUACUUUACAUCUUCCUUCUUGUCUGUGUUAGUGAAAACUGAUGGAGGAGGGGUCAAUACAGAGAAGGGUAGGAUAAGGAGGGGAGUGUCCCAGUCCUCUUGUCAAGUUUUAAGACAUCCUGCCUCCUAAAGGGAACAGCACAUUGACUAUACUAUCCCCAUGCUGGUGUGACGGGACUCCGAAAAGGGAUUUACCCACCUCUUACAGUGCUAACCAAAAAGGCUAGAAACAAUAAAGUUCAACGGAACAGUCAGUCCUCUGAGGUUCCAGCUGUCAAUUCUUUGGUCAAUCACCUCUCUAAGAUUUGGCGAAGGGUUCAAGAUUCAUUGUCCUCUGCAUUUGCCGCUCAAAAGAGGGGCAUCAGAAUAGUGGAGGGCUCCUCCCGACACGAAAGGUGGCUGUUAUAGGCAGAAGACUGAGCCGCGACCGGGACCUUGAGGAUUAUUUUGGGUUUGGGAUACCAAUCGUAACACAUAUCUGUUUUUUAUGAUGGGGUUAACAAUAAUAAAUUGGGCAGUGGGAUUGCAGUACAUGUGAUCUAUUUGGAUUUUGCCAAAUCAUUUGAUACAGUUCUUGAUAAAUGACUGCUUUCUAAACUAAGGUCUGUUGGUAUUAGUAAUGUUGUUUGUUCAUGGAUAGAACAUUAAAGGAUGGCUAAAGGAUAUAUAGUAUAUAUACAUGUAUAGAGGAUGGUUAUCAAUGGUCUCUACAUAGAAUAGGGUUCUUAGUGGAGAAUUUUUCGAUAUUUAUUAUACCCUGAGGAUGGAAAAAGUCAGAAUCUGAAAAUUCGGCAUCUCAGACCUACUGAAUCCCUAUCCUAUUUGGAAUUUUCUGUGGUUUGCACUGGAAUUACUCGAAAAUUUAACUAUUUCGGACUUUUCAGGCAAAAAUCCGAAAACUUCCGACUUUUCAGGAAAAAGGCUGAAAAAACUAGCAAUUCUGAUUUUCGCAAUUUUUUACGUGUUUUUCUCUGAUCUGAUUAAGCUCCAAUCGUGGAUUCUAGUUUGGUCAGACUUUUUUUUAAUUAAAUUGCUCAGAAAAGUUUGGGUUUUGAUAAAUGUGCUUCCCAUUAUGUUAUUUUUUGAAUGUGCC